AUGUCGAGCCUACACGCCCUCGCGCCGAGAGGAGAUCUUCUCCCUUACAAAGGCGACUUCUACCUAUGGAGCUAUGUUCCAUCAAUGCCGGCUGCCGUUAUCUUCACUAUCCUAUUUCUCGUAUUAUCGGCAGCACAUACGUGGAAGAUGAUUCGCUGCCGCCUCUGGUUCUGCAUUGCCUUUACCAUUGGCGGUUAUAUGGAAGUCGUUGGCUUCAUCGGCCGAAUCGCCGCCCACAACGGAACCGAUCAACUCAUGCCCUACAUCAUCCAAUCCGUCUUUCUGCUCAUCCCACCGUCUCUCUUUGCCGCCUCCAUCUACAUGACGCUCGGUCGAAUUAUCCGCGGCCUCGGAUCUAAGGGCGAGAUGUGCUCCAUCAUUAAAGUGAAAUGGCUUACGACUACUUUCGUAGUUGGAGACGUCUUUUCAUUCUUGAUCCAGAGCACUGGGGCUGGGAUGAUGGCCGCCGGCGAUGAUCCGAAGCUGGGCGAAAAUAUCGUUGUUGGUGGAUUGUUCAUCCAAAUCAUCUUCUUUGGGCUCUUUGUUGGUGCAUCGGUCAUCUUCCAUCUCCGAUACAGACGCAACAGCAUGAACUGGCCCGGCACCAGAACAGAAGGGAGUUUUGACUGGCAAAAGAUGAUGAUGAUGCUGUAUGCCACCUCGGCCCUCAUUCUAAUUCGUUGCGUCUUUCGUAUCAUAGAAUACGUCAUGGGGCAUGAUGCUUAUCCUCUCAAGAAUGAGUGGACGCUAUAUGUGUUUGAUGCGGUGCUCAUGGCUAUGACGAUGGCUAUCUUCUAUGUGUGGUAUCCCUCUCAGAUUCAGCAGUUUCAGCCACUUGGCCAGACGGAAGCUGUUAGUCUCGCGUAUGGUGGCAACUCGAUGGAUGGCCGUCCUUCGAAGUGA
Molecule: messenger RNA, 903 nt
Organism: Fusarium vanettenii 77-13-4
Lineage: Eukaryota; Fungi; Ascomycota; Sordariomycetes; Hypocreales; Nectriaceae
Exons: 2
Coding region: 1-903 (300 amino acids)
Cellular component (GO): membrane
Source: RefSeq, a predicted model, not a curated record